Messenger RNA from Mytilinidion resinicola, 993 nucleotides. RefSeq lists its product as uncharacterized. Bases 329 to 952 code for a protein of 207 amino acids. The record is from RefSeq and is a predicted model, not a curated record. NCBI's taxonomy places the organism in Eukaryota, Fungi, Ascomycota, Dothideomycetes, Mytilinidiales, Mytilinidiaceae. The transcript has 2 exons.
CCUCUCAUGACUCUAUCGAGUCCACUUCACUUUAUCAUAUUGGGAGAAAUGGACAGAGGUCGUUCUAUUGCGGCUGCUGUAUGGACACCGUGCACUUAAUGGAUAGAAGGUCAAAGGCAUGGGAUGAACAAGACCUUCAUAUCGAGCAACAUAUUAAGGAAGGCGUUUUCAUACAGGUUGAACUUGGCUUACUUGGGCGAUUGCCAAAGAAUCAUACAGUUACGGCUGAAGGUGUCCAACGACGUCAAGAGAUACUUGGAGAAUUAGAGCUUCUUAAGCCUGGCGUCCCAGUCCCCCAGCCCUAGCUCUACAUCAAACCGUAACCCUAAUGUCAUCGAUCACGGAACCGCCGGAACAUCUCUCGUCCGAGGGUGCUAACGAUGCCGACCCCGAUAUUGUCCUCGUCGAAUGGCCGCCUUCACCUCCACCUCCGAUGGUUCGCGUUCCUAGCGACUUGUUCAAGCAAAAUCAUGGCGCGCAAGUUACGAUUCAUGGCAAGGACAUUACCAGAAGGUACAAUAUGAACAAGACCGCGACUAUAACUCGCGAACGGGCUGGCAAGUCAUAUUUGGGCAACCUGGGUAGACUUUGGGCGUGCUUGGAGAAGGCAAAAGGCGAGUACUGGUACUAUGCAGAUGGGUUACAAGCCAUGAAUAUCUCGUUGAAGGGAAGGACGACCAUACACCUUGACACCGGCCAUGCCUUCUGCGGAAAAGUGAGGGAUCAGGUUUGCACGAAAUUUUACCUUGUUCAAGACAGCAUAGACCAGAGCGGCACGCCAGUGUACAGAGCCAGACUUUUUAUGAGCGGCGAUGAGGCUAUGCAACAUAUACUCACUGAUGCCGAAAACGAAAGCAUUGGGACUAUCGGUUCUUACAUUGUCGUUGACGAAGGGGCUGAAGUUGAUAGGUUGCAUAGUCAGAUUUUGGGUGGGGAAGUGGUUUGGGUUUAGUUAGUAAACACAGUCGAAUAAUUGCAAAUGCGAAUCGUGGG